CAAAUGAGGUAGCUCGAAAAAAUCUGUCUAAAUUUAGGAUAUAAUCCAUAUUGUCUUGGUAAAAAAGACUUGUCAUAUAAUCUUGAGGAUUUACCCAGCUUCGAGGUGAUUGACAUAGCUAAUCUGGUGCAGCAGACCUCAUAUUAUACAGCGAGCCAGAAAUUCCAAAUUCAUGCUGUAGUUCUAUGUUAAUGUUGCAGUAAGUCAUACUGCAUUACUGCAAUGUUGGUCAACCAUUUGCAGCUAGGGUGUGAAAAUAAUAUAUCUAAUCUUAUAUGUGAAUGCUCAUUUUUGUAAGUAACUGUCCAAUAAAAUAUCUGAAAAUACUAUUUGAACAAUGCGAUCGUUACCUGUAAGAAAGUGGGUGCUGCAAACUCUGGCAGUGUUAGCUUCUUCCCCUCAUGUUUUUAGCCGUAGAUUGUAUAUCCACUUUCUUGUCUUUUUUUGGUACAUUUUGUUCAUAUUAACUUUCUACCAACUUCCUUUGAAACACAAAAAUAAUAUUUAUCUUUCUCUCUACUAGAACGGCUGGAACAACCGUACAUGACAGACUUUAGGCAUUUUGAAGCUGGGUCAAGAGAAGUAAACAGGCUGCAUUUACUUCCUGCCCUCUAUCUGUGUAAAGGGUGGUAUCAAUGAAUUUCCAGAGGUCGUUUAGGCAGGUUUCAAUGAGAUUGUUUUUUUAUUCUGGGGGAGAAGAGCAAACCAAAUCAACCUCCUUUCCAACUCACUCUCCCUGCACUCCAGGCCCACAGCAGCAUGGAACAACACUGUCAGCUAACAUUUCUUUUCUUAGAUUUAACAAAAAAUAGUAUAACUUAAAAUAAAAAAAACAUACCUGGGGGAGAAGAGCAAAAAAAAUUAACCUCCUCUCCAACUCACUCUCUCUGCACUCCAGCCCUAAAUGUGAAAAUACAACCCAAUGUUCAACCGAGCUGUGCUGGACUAGCACUGGUAAAAAAAGGAAAUUAUAAUAAAACUGUUUCUAAAAACCCACAAUGACAGUCAAAACUGCAAAAUAAACAAUAAUAAACAACAAAUGUUUGAGACCUCAACAUGAACUACUUUCAUAAAGAAAAACAAACAUAUAUCGCAGCAGCGAACUUUCCUCUGACUUACCCACAGCAGUGAGGAACAAAACUGUGAAGGAAAAGGGGGGAAAGGAUGAGCUAUGAGGGCUGGAAUGAACUAGGGGAACCCAGGAGACACAAACAAGGCAGAGUGCAGAAGGGCGACCCCCGCAGGCAAAAACAACAAAACAAUAAAUAAAAAUAACUGAAUAAGAUAAAAUUCAUAAAUUCUCAAUAAAAAAAUAAUUAGAAAUAAUAAUAAUAAAAAACACAUUUGUAAGUCUGGUACAUCUGCAAUUCGUGACUUUGGUGCUAUGUCAUCUAUAACCCAGUGAUUUCAGACUGGAUAACUGCCUAGAACUUAUUUUAGUUUUCACAUAAAACUAGUCCCUUUAUUUUCACAAAUUUAAAACAUAACAUUUUUUAUCUUUGAUGGCCCUAAUAGUCCAUUGUAUGUUAUAGAGGGGUUACCGAAAGUGUUAUCAUUACAAUUUGACAAUGAUUAUUUGAAGUCAAGAGCCAAUGGACUGCUUAAUUUGAAAAAGGGUUUGAGGGUGUAAGUGGUUCUGAUUCACCGUUUUUCUUAUGGUAUUGAAGAAAAUACAAAAUCAACUAUAAAGAAAAAUGGAACAUCUAAAAUGAAUUUACAUCAGAUGCUAAAAUAAAACCAUCUAUGUUUGUCUUGUCUGAUUUUAUUUUUUUUCUUUUAAUCCAUCAGUUCAGUAUUUACAGCAAACAGAGUUGAAGGCAUAUUUUUUCCUUUUGAAUGAUUUGCUGUAUUGUUACUUUUGUGUGUCUAAGGGCGUGUGUAUGUUAACGCAGGCAGUGAAAAUACACUUGUCCUUCAUCACAUUAAUAUAUAAAUGAACCCAAACUCCUAUUCUGACCUUUAAUCAGCUCACAAUCAGUGAAAAAUUGUCAACUCUGACUCAUCCCACAAUCCUGUUGCCAUGGUUACAUCCUUACACUGUAAAAGCCUGUUUUCUUCCCAGCUCUGCACAAUUUGUACAUCUUUUUUUCUUUUUCUUCUUCCUUUUUGUUGCCUUUCUUGCGGUUGGCCCAUCUUAAGGAGUCAUUUAUUUUUCUUCACAGUUUUACAGCAGUGGGAAAUUGUCAGAAUUAAACGUACUAACGAUACAUAUUCAGAAACCUUGAUGUCGGCACAAUUUUUGUCAUAAUUUUGACAGAUUUGAAACAAGAUGUUAACACACACUGUGUCAUACCAACACUUCAUUAGUUUGUUUUUGUUUUUUUUCUGGCUGGCUUUAAAUCAAUCAAAAAUGUCCCAGUUUGAGGUCAGCCAUCGCUACCAAAGUCAUUGAUAUUUCUUUCAUUUAAGAAUAAUAAAACAUAGACUUUUGUAUAAUUAAGGUUUUUUUUUCAAACUUAGAAGUCAAAAAGGAUUUAAGAUCAGAAAGUGAGGGAAGAUUGGUGUGUGCAUUCAGUGCAUUUCACAAAGCCUUUUCUGAACACAGUGAUAAAAAGAGGAAGCCUUCUUUGGUUGGACAGGGGGGGAAUAAUUUGACAAUUUUUCUUGCUGAUUCAGGUGUUCUUUUAUGAUGUUUUUGUCAUCUGUUCUCUAGUUUUUCUCUUUGGAAUUUGAUGCUUUGAAAAUACUGUAUCUUUAAUUCCUCCUUUUGCUUGAAACCGUAGAUGUCUGAGGGUUUUAUCAGCAUUUCAAAAAUGUAAUUAAUGCUGUCACUUGCUAGAACCUGAUAAAUUGGAUUAGCAAAAGUUUCUUGUCUUUUAAUACUUUAUUUUAUUUGUAUAUUAAUCUGCAUUGGGAGUCUUCUUUGCAUAAUUUAUAAUUAAUUCUCUUUCUUUCCUUUUGGUGUAUCGACCUUUUUUCACCGUUUUUAACUGUCCAGAGAACUGAAAGAGCUUUUAUAUGUUCCUCUCUAUCUAGAAGUCAUUUCCUUCAUUUUUAUCUAGCUGGUUGGAUUAUAAUGCCUUUGAGCAUUUACUCCCUAGUGCAGGUUUAACAAGACAGCAGAGACUCCUAGAAAACCAACAACCAGAAAAAUAUUUUGAGAAAAAAAAAAAAAAACUGGGAAGAGACAGCAGCUGAGGAAUAAAGUGGAGAGCAGGAAGCAUCGACCCGAAUGAACAAACCGCGGGUAAUUGAACAUAAAUCGUUUUUUCUUCCCCCUCUGUGUGGUUGAUGUAACUGCUGCUGCAUUGCUAGUCUAACAAACCUUCAUACAUACAACAUGCACACGCCAGCCCUACACACACAUUAUGCAUCAGCAAACACAGCCAAAGCAGUGCACUUUUUUUUUCUGUUUGUGUGCAGGUUUAAAAACUGUUAUUUUGCUUUCAUGUUUAACCAAACCGUUCACAAAGACAUUUAUUGAACAUUUUGUGUUUCGUUAUCAACCUGGAUGUCUGCAGGAGCUGAAAUGGAUUGACUGAAAUGUAAAUAAAAGAUGGAAGUCAGUCAGGAUUGGAUUUUUUUAAAAGUAUUUUAAUGAACUGUUGUACCUCUUUUUGAUGUUUGUUGUUGCUAACUAGAAAACAACUAGCCAUAAAUUAUUGGUAAAAUAUUAAAGGACAUAAGGAAAGUUAUCCUCCAAAUGCUAUGUUAUAACCUUAUCAAGAAAAAGUUAAAAAAAGGAGAAAAUUAAUAGUUUUGGAUGGAUUAUUAAUAAUGAAAAUAAAUGAGGUAAGAAUAAAUAAUUAUUCAAUUAGUCCCGUGGUGAGUAUUCAUGAUACUCCACCUUGGAUAAGUGGAAAAGUUGAAGUUAAUUUAAGUUUAUUGGAAAAAGGCAGAAACAAAAAUAAAUUAGAUAUUAGAAAUUUUGCCUGCAAAAAUUGUCUGAGGAUGUAGUGUUCAGCAGCAUUUUUAGUUUUCGUAGGACAGGUAUUAUGGGAAGAUUAUAGUGGUUUUACUCCAGUCUGGAAGGUGGCGGUAAUGCACCUAUAAGUUGUUUGCCAACCGCCAUAAAACAAAAGGAAGAAGAAGAAGAAGCAGCUACAAUCUGGAAACAACCCUACUUGAAAAUAAAACCGGGAAAAUGUUUGACGCUGAAAAUAAUGGGGGUAGUAUGAAUGUUAACUGAAGCAGAAACACCGCGUGUGCACCCACGAUGAACCGCGUCAGUUUAAGCUGCAACAAAGAGUCUGACAGUGCUGCAGAGGAUCCUUGAUACAGCAGCAGAGCACAAUUGGCAGGUUACCUCCGCUAACUUGGACACAAUGACGGAAAAGACCUUCAUCAAGCUCUUGGCCGAUCUUGACUACAAGGAGGACUUUCAUAUCAUCAUUGACUGUGAACUGGAACGAUUGAACAACAUCCUCAACCUGAUUGCAGCUCAAAAGAGAAACUUGAAGAACUACCAUUACAUCCUGGCCAACUUGGGCUUUCUGGACCUGAACGUCACAGAGUUUCAGAAGUUGGCACCAAAUGUGACAGGCUUCCAGCUGGUGAACCAAACCUGCCCAGCUGUGGAGAAAAUCAAUGAAGACUGGAUGGGCUUUGACAGCAAAGACCUCAAACUGACACGAAAGAGGCUCAAGUACACAGGAGCUCUGACUUACGACGGCGUCAACGUCAUGGUGAAAGCUUUUCAAAACCUGCGGCGGCAGCGCAUUGACAUCUCUCGCCGUGGUAACGCAGGGGAGUGUCUGGCCAACCCACCAGCGCCAUGGGGGCAAGGCAUCGACAUCCAGAGAGCUCUGCAGCUGGUUCGUCUUGAAGGAUUGACUGGUCAUGUUGAGUUUAAUGAGCGAGGACACCGCACCAACUACACAUUGACUGUGAUGGAGCUCAGCCAUAUGGGGCCCCGGAAGAUAGGCUUCUGGAAUGAGAAGAGAGGCUAUGUUCAUACACCCGUCUCCAGGCUGCCAACAGAAGAGGUGGUUAAUCUGAACAAAACCUACAUUGUCACCACCAUAUUGGAAGCUCCCUACAUGAUGCUGAAGAAGAACCACGAGGGGUUUGCAGGAAAUGACAAGUAUGAAGGUUACUGUGCUGAACUAGCAUCUGAGAUCGCCAAACAUGUUGGCUUCACCUACCAGCUAGAACUGGUGAGAGAUGGAAAGUAUGGUUCCAGAGACCCGGAGACAAAGCAGUGGAAUGGCAUGGUGGGAGAACUGGUCUACGGGAAGGCAGAUAUGGCCGUCGCCCCUCUGACAAUCACUCUCGUCCGAGAGCAAGACAUUGACUUCACCAAACCCUUCAUGUCUCUGGGAAUCUCCAUCAUGAUCAAGAAACCAACCAAGUCCAAGCCAGGCGUUUUCUCCUUUCUUGACCCGCUGGCCUAUGAGAUCUGGAUGUGCAUUGUUUUCGCCUAUAUUGGAGUCAGUGUGGUGCUCUUUCUGGUGAGUCGUUUCAGUCCCUAUGAGUGGCAAGGUGAAGAGUCAGAUGAAGAAGAUGAAUAUGUUCCAGCUUCAGCAUCUCAACGAGCUCCUCCCACUUCAUACUCAGAAGACCCUCACUCUCCAGGUUACUCUCAGGCUCAGAAUCAGAACAUGAACCAGCAGAAAGAUAAAGAAACUCCUGAACACACUAACGACUUUGGGAUCUUUAAUUCUCUCUGGUUCUCACUUGGGGCCUUCAUGCAGCAGGGCUGUGACAUCUCCCCCAGAUCUCUCUCAGGUCGAAUUGUUGGAGGGGUGUGGUGGUUUUUCACCCUCAUCAUCAUCUCUUCCUACACAGCCAACCUGGCAGCUUUUCUCACUGUGGAGAGAAUGGUAUCCCCCAUAGAGAGCGCAGAAGACCUAGCCAAGCAGACCGAGAUCGCCUAUGGUACACUUGAAGGGGGCUCUACUAAAGACUUCUUCAAGAGGUCAAAGAUUGCUGUGUUCGAAAAGAUGUGGUCAUACAUGCGCAGUGCAGACCCGUCUGUAUUCGUAAAGAGCACCAAUGAGGGGGUAAUACGAGUCAGAAAGUCAAAAGGGAAGUAUGCCUAUCUACUUGAGUCCUCCAUGAACGAAUACAUCGAGCAGAGGAAACCCUGUGACACCAUGAAAGUAGGAGGAAACCUUGACUCUAAGGGUUACGGAGUGGCCACUCCCAAAGCAUCGCCCCUCAGAAACCCUGUUAACUUGGCAGUGUUAAAACUGAACGAGCAGGGCCUGUUGGACAAAUUGAAAAACAGAUGGUGGUAUGACAUGGGAGAGUGCGGCAUCGGGGGAGGGGACUCCAAGGACAAGACAAGUGCGCUCAGUUUGAGUAAUGUUGCUGGAGUAUUCUACAUUCUGAUUGGUGGACUUGGGCUGGCCAUGCUGGUGGCAUUGGCUGAGUUCUGCUACAAGUCUCGGAUCGAGUCCAGGAGGAUGAAGGAAUUAAUUGACGCAGCCAUGAUGACUACCAGCCUCAGAGGGAUGGCAGGUGGAGUUGGGGGUGAUGCAGUGGCAACAGGACGCGGGGGAGAGAACGGCCGCGUGGUGGCGCACGACUUCCCGAAGGCUGGAGCUCAGGGUUUACCCUGCAUGAGCAAAGCAGCAGGGCGGGGACUGUCCUCCACGGGCAUGUGACAUAAACCCAGCUAGCUGAUUGGAUGCAAUUCUCAUGUCUUUUGAAAAGGGUUGACUGAGAGAAAUAGACCUAAGUUAGCAGACAAGAUGAGAAAAGUUGAUCAAAUAGGUAAACUGAGAAAGAAUUAUUUAAUACAAGAAAUAUCAAACGGAAGUUCAGAUGUAAACAUGGAGAGUGUUACAAAGCAGGCAGACUAAAGGAUGUUCAUGUUACACUUAAAUGGCCCAAAUGCAGCCGAACUCUAAUAUACAGAGAGGACCUAAAUACUCCACCUGAGCAGCAGAAAGCUCCUGAAGUCAGCUGGGCUCAACAUCAACUGGAAUUACUUUUUCUACAAACGCUGUCUUAUACUGAACUCCUUGUCUUCUGCAAUAACAGGAUCUAUUUUUUUUAAGCUUCAUAAUUGCUGAAUUAGUGCACUGUUUUUUCUCGCUCUUUGAUUCUUUUUUUCCCCUUCUCGUUCAGAUUCAAAGGCAUAGCUGUCUCAGAUUCACAUUAACACCACUCUUCUGGGGCUGAGAUAUUUGAGCAUGUUUGAAAUGUUUGUUUACUCUGAAACACAGACUGUGAUGUAAAACCUGAAGAAAAUGUUGAUCUAAACAGAUGGCUGUCUUGAUGAUAACAUUGUUAAGCUGCAACACAGUUGUUAGAUAUUUGUACUGUGUAGUUUACUUGGAUGAAGGUAAGCCAGAUACAAAAAUUUCUAAAGCCUGAUUGUAUUCAUAACAAGACGUUGUUGGCCACGGUGAAAUGAACGUUUGUGUUGAAAAUUAUACUAAUGUGUAGUAAUCUCAUCCUGAUAAGAUAAAAAAACUGCAAAAAACUACAAUAUAAACAACACAUGACAUAUUACACUGCAUUUGUAUUUCCUUUAAUAGAACUAAACAGAAAGAAGCAGUGUACAGAGGGAUUCACGGUCAAUUCAUCGACAGGAAGACCCAUGUCUCCUGUGGCUGGAAAAAGUCCUUAUCAUCACAGUUCAACCAUAAUGCUUGACAGUUGUAAUAAUGUGAAUUGAAAUGUAUGUUUGGUUUUCACCAAACAUGAUGCUGUGGAUAAUAGCCAAAUCUAUGAUUUUUACUCAUUUGUCCAAAGAACAUUGUUGUGGAAGUUUUGUGGUUUAUUGAGGUUACGUUAACACAGCAAGUGUUGAUGCUCCAUAUUGAUUUUUUGUUUAUUUAUUUAUUUAUUUAUUUAUUUAUUUAUUUAUUUUUGCAGGAGUCUAAUGGGGUUUCUUUUGCAUGAUCUACUGAACUGUACUACUGUACUACUGAAUGACGCAACCACAAUCAGGAAGGCCAUUGCCUUCCUGUGCAAUGGCCAUUAGGCAUUGCAGAGGCUCGCUCCCACUCAGCUGUAAAAAGCGCCUGAGUGGGAGCGAGCCUCGCCUUACAGACACAGUUUCCAAGCUUACAAGCUUCCGCCUCUCAGAGCAGCCUUCCCCGGCGACUUUCCCACUCAGAUUAGCAAGCAGCAAUUAGCAAACACCUGGUGGAACCACACAUCUGCUGAGCUCAUUGCGUCAACUGCUUUUCAGAGAAACGCUCCAAUGAAGAAUGUUAAAGGCUUAAUAGAGGAGUAAUGUGAUAACUUCCUGAAGGUGGAGUGUUGGAAAGAGCAUGAAUGUCUUAAAGAGACAAAGGCCCAAUUUCAAUGCGUUAACUCACCAUUUCUUUUAAGUGAUAUUUAAAAUAAACAGCAUUUUCGUAAUUACUGAAGGUAACAUCGUUAAAAUAAUUGGAUUUGGUUUGCAUUCACCUGCUACGUGACUAGCUGUUAAACUUGCAAAUCAAAAUUGCGCUUAUAAAGAAAACUUUCAUGCCAAAAAUUUUAACUGGUUGACUCAGUGCUCUUUGGUUUUAAUAUUUUUCUAAGUGUUACACACUCCAAUCUUCUCACUGUAGGAGUACUCUGGGAGUAGUCGUAUAAUCCUUCUCCAAUCUUUAGCCACGAGUUACAUCUUUAUUGUGUUUGCUGAUGUCUUUCCAAUUUAACAGAGGAGUUUUAGUGAAUUUAAUGCACAUUUGGCUGCUAAACUGAAGCAAUAAUGAUGGACCUACUGCAUCAGCAAUUUGGCUAAAAUGCUAAAUAUUGUGACAAAGAAAAAUCAGAUUUCCUCUUUUUGGUUAUUUUACAAUAAGGAGAAAAAAUGAUUUCUCAUAUAUAAAACCUUCAGGUUGAAUAAAGGCUUGCCAAUUUUUUCUUUCUUUUGACUGAUGAGACCGUGUCUUACCUUUACAUUGUUGCAGUUAAAAGAUUCUAAUUUUGCACUACUGAAUAGUGUGUUGGGUUUUUUUAGUCGGGCUGCUGUCAAACAAGAACUAAGCUGAUUUAUGUUUUAUGUUUUAGGAGAUAAGACAGUUAACCAAUUACAUGUAUAUGCAAUUCACUCAAGCAUAGAAUGCAGAGCAUUGAGACAGGCACCAGUAAAAAUGAAUGUCUUCUGUUUUAGUGCUGGAUUUUAGUCAUCAAAAUGGUGAACAGAUCACAAGUGAGAUAUUUUUAAACAAACAGAAAAGCAAAAAAAAAUUAAUUAUUUAAUCACGUUAAAAUUGGAUCAUUACUUUUUUGAAGUACAUGUUGUGAGGUUUAUAAUCAAUUAGAAUAAAUUUUAAGACAAAGGUUAUUACAGGAUUGAUUGGAAUGUAGUAAAAUGAAAAUAAAUCAUGUAUCAGAAUUUAUAUGACUAACCUUUAACUUAUCACAACAUAAUGUUUUCAGAAAGGGCCUGGCUGUUUCGGGGUGGGAUGGGGGUGUAUGAAGUUCUCCAGAAUUUACCCACAAACUUAUCAUUGCAGCAGUAUUAGUAUUUUACUUCACUUUUAGAUUGGAAGGUCAGAAAUAAAAUAAUUACAUUUAUUUUCCUUGAAUGAUAGAUAACCUGGGCUUCUCUGCAUAAUCUUCUUAUUUAUGAGUUAACAUAUUUUAAU
Gambusia affinis (western mosquitofish) is the source of this 9479-nucleotide messenger RNA. Its product is annotated as glutamate receptor 1-like. Gene Ontology annotation, biological process: synaptic transmission, glutamatergic; modulation of chemical synaptic transmission. NCBI's taxonomy places the organism in Eukaryota, Metazoa, Chordata, Actinopteri, Cyprinodontiformes, Poeciliidae. Gene Ontology annotation, cellular component: plasma membrane; dendritic spine; postsynaptic membrane. The transcript is spliced from 16 exons. Gene Ontology annotation, molecular function: transmitter-gated monoatomic ion channel activity involved in regulation of postsynaptic membrane potential; AMPA glutamate receptor activity. The coding region runs from base 4266 to 6548 and encodes 760 amino acids. The record is from RefSeq and is a predicted model, not a curated record.